ACAGAUCGUCGAUUUGCUCCUAUAAAAUGCAGCGGCAAUCGAGCAAUCAAUCACUCUCCAAGUUCGACACAAGCAGCAAUCCAAUCCAAGCAGCUAGCUAGCUAUACAUACAUCUCCUAGAAACAAAGCAGCACCGAUCGAGUUCAGGGAUCUGAUCUGAUCGCAAGAAGCAAGCAACAAUGUCGCUGGUGCGCAGCAGCAACGUGUUCGACCCGCUGUCGCUGGACUUCUGGACGUCCGCCGACCCGCUCGGCGUCGUCCGGCCGCUGGCGGAGCAGUGCCCCGUGCUCACCAACGUGCGCGUGGACUGGAAGGAGACCCCCGAGGCGCACGUGUUCAGGGCCGACCUCCCCGGCGUCAACAAGGAGGCCGCCAGGGUGGAGGUGGAGGACGGCAACGUGCUCGUCAUCAGCGGCGAGCGCAACAGGGAGGAGCUUGCCGGCAAGGGCGGCGAGGGCGCGUGGCGCCUCGUCGAGCGCAGCAGCGGCAAGUUUCAGAGGAGGUUCCGCCUGCCGCGCGGCGCCAAGCUUGACCAGGUGCGCGCGUCCAUGGACAACGGCGUGCUCACGGUCACCGUGCCCAAGGAGGACGUCAAGAAGCCGCAGGUCAGGGCCGUCGAGAUCUCUGGUUGAUCCAUUGCGUGCUUUCAUGGACGCGAUCACAAAUUCACAGUGAUGGACGAGAAGGGCCAAGCUCCUGUCGUGCCUGAAUAAAACUGUCUUGAGUCUGCAUCUGUCCAUCUCCAUCGUUUGUGUAUCUAAGUGUUGUGUUUUGGUGUCAAGUGCUUCUGCUUAGUGUCUGGUGUCUAUAUCAUAUAUAUGGACUAUGUGAUGUGUGCUUCCAGACUUCUACUAGUCUACUACAGCUAAAAAAAAUCCGAUCUAAAAUCGAGAAAAGACUGGUGGUUCGCCGAAAUAAACGAUUGUGUUUUGCCAA
Molecule: messenger RNA, 936 nt
Organism: Sorghum bicolor (sorghum)
Lineage: Eukaryota; Viridiplantae; Streptophyta; Magnoliopsida; Poales; Poaceae
Product: 16.6 kDa heat shock protein
Exons: 1
Coding region: 180-632 (150 amino acids)
Biological process (GO): protein folding; response to salt stress; protein complex oligomerization
Source: RefSeq, a predicted model, not a curated record